Messenger RNA from Rhincodon typus (whale shark), 1451 nucleotides. Its product is annotated as anion exchange protein 3-like. Gene Ontology annotation, cellular component: plasma membrane. The record is from RefSeq and is a predicted model, not a curated record. The transcript is spliced from 8 exons. NCBI's taxonomy places the organism in Eukaryota, Metazoa, Chordata, Chondrichthyes, Orectolobiformes, Rhincodontidae. Gene Ontology annotation, biological process: bicarbonate transport; monoatomic anion transport; regulation of intracellular pH. Gene Ontology annotation, molecular function: solute:inorganic anion antiporter activity. Bases 1 to 1404 code for a protein of 467 amino acids.
AUGGAUAACCUAUCUCUCCCUUUUGUUCCCCAUCUCCUCACUACCAUCACCCCUCCCCUGCUCCUCCCACAUCGCCAGUUCAGCAAGACCCAGAAUGUGGACUACCUCACAGGUCGUGUGUGGAUUGGCUUCUGGCUCAUGGUCAUUGUGAUCAUCACAGUGGCCUUUGAGGGCAGCUUACUGGUGCGCUACAUCUCACCUUUCACCCAGGAGAUCUUUGCCUUUCUCAUCUCCAUCAUCUUCAUCUACGAAACCUUCCACAAUCUUUAUGAGGUCUUUGAGGAGAACCCUCUCCUGAAGACAUAUCCACCCAUCCCUCAGGUCAACACCAAUCUUAGUCACCAGUUAAUACAAAGUGACCAGCAGAUGCAACCCAACACUGCCCUGCUUUCCCUUGUCAUGAUGGUUGGCACAUUCUUCAUUGCGUAUUUCAUGAGAAAAUUCCGGAACAGCCGAUUUCUAGGAGGGAAAGCCCGGCGCAUCAUCGGAGACUUUGGGAUUCCCAUUGCAAUCCUGGUGAUGGUCCUUGUGGAUAUCUCUGUCACAGACACAUACACUGAGAAACUCAACGUGCCCCUGGAAUUUUCCGUCACAUCCCCAGAGAAGAGAGGCUGGUUCAUCCACCCAAUGGGGAAGGAUCAAAACUUCCCAACAUGGAUGAUCUUUGGCUCAGCGAUUCCGGCCUUGCUGCUAUUCAUCCUGAUCUUCAUGGAGACAAACAUCACAACUCUCAUUGUCAGUAAGAAGGAGCGGCGGCUGGUCAAAGGGUCUGGAUUCCACCUGGACCUGCUGCUAAUCGGCUUGGCCGGUGGCUUUUGUGGCAUCUUCGGGCUCCCGUGGCAGACAGGUGCUACCGUACGGACAAUCGCCCACGUCAAUGCCCUUACCGUGAUGAGCAAGAGUACAGCUCCCGGAGAGACCCCCAGGAUCGAGGAGGUGAAGGAGCAACGCAUCACUGGCAUCACGGUGGCAUUGCUUGUUGGUCUCUCUGUGGUCAUGAGUAAGAUUCUCCAGUUGAUUCCAAUGUCUGUUUUGUUUGGAAUCUUCCUGUACAUGGGUGUGACAUCAUUAACAGGAAUCCAGAUGUCUGAACGCCUGCUACUGCUGUUUAUCCCUUCGAAACACCACCCAGAUCAUGUCUACGUGACAAAAGUGAAAACGUGGAGGAUGAACCUGUUCACAAUGAUCCAGCUGAUCUGCGUCGCAGUUCUUUGGGUAAUCAAGUCCACCAUCAUCUCCUUGGCAUUCCCGUUUUUCCUGAUCCUGACCGUGCCGACGCGGCGAUACCUGCUGCCAAAGGUUUUCAAGGAGCGGGAACUGAUGGUGCUGGAUUCUGAAGAGACACAUCCCAACCUCGAUGAGGAUGGACAUGAUGAAUACAGUGAGCUGCACAUGCCACUGUGACACAGAGCAUAAGAAGGGACCUCCCCCUCUCCCCUUCCCCCACAUCU